AUGGCUCCCAAAGCGCCAACCACCCCCAAGGCCAAGCCUACCCGGGCUACAAAGGGAGGUAUCGUGAAGCGGACUCCUACCAAGGCGACUUCUGCCUCAGUCUCCCCUACCAAAGCGACUGCUACCAAGGUCUCCCCUGUCAAGGCGACUGCUACCAAGGUUUUCCCUGUCAAGGCGACCGCUAACAAGCCCGCCCCCGGAGCCCCUCUUGAUAAGGACCUUGUGUUCUUGUGGAAAUGCGUCAAUAUGUCCUCUGGCAUCAAGAUUGACUGGGCCGCCGUCUCCGAAGAUGCGGGUAAGUCCGUUGGCACCGUUCAGAAGCAGUACUGGCGACUCAAUACCAAGGUGGAGAAGUACCUCGCCGCCACGGCCCCCGCUGAUGCCGCUGAUGGAUCCGACAAUGAAAAUGACACCAAUGAGAAGGAUGUCCAGACCGCCGAUUCCAACGAAACUGAGUAG
Penicillium concentricum is the source of this 459-nucleotide messenger RNA. RefSeq lists its product as uncharacterized. Lineage: Eukaryota; Fungi; Ascomycota; Eurotiomycetes; Eurotiales; Aspergillaceae. The record is from RefSeq and is a predicted model, not a curated record. The transcript has 2 exons. Bases 1 to 459 code for a protein of 152 amino acids.